Bicyclus anynana (squinting bush brown) is the source of this 5628-nucleotide messenger RNA. RefSeq names its product BAI1-associated protein 3 (gene unc-13-4A). NCBI's taxonomy places the organism in Eukaryota, Metazoa, Arthropoda, Insecta, Lepidoptera, Nymphalidae. The transcript has 24 exons. Bases 1009 to 4773 code for a protein of 1254 amino acids. The record is from RefSeq and is a predicted model, not a curated record.
CCACUUACCGAUGUCAGUUUUUUGAAUAGUUAGCUCUUGAUUGCAAUCUCAUCUAAUAUUAAAUGACGAUGCAGUUUAAGAUGGAAUUGGGCUUAAUUGAAAGAGGUACCUACUUGUACCUGUAGGCGGGUGCGCACGCCGCGGCCUGCUGCACCUCGGUUGCGCACCUUUCACUUAUAAGGCGCGAGUAUUGAGACGUGCUUCGAGCUAACUUUUUGUUUUUUUUAACAUACACACUUUUUUUUUGUUGGUAAACAGUGCACAUCGAGUAGGGCCUUAGUAAUACUUAUGUUAAAGAAGACUAAAUGUAUAGAAUUGUAAAAUAACUAAUAGACUUUAUAAUAUACUUCACAUUAUAUAUUUUACUCUUACAAUGAUAUAAUCAUUAAACAAACAAGCCCAAUAACAUAUAGUAUAUAGGUAUAGUCGCCUAUACAGCAUACCCUAUGUACGUCUCAAUACACUCACAGCUAAAUUAGAAAGUUGCGCACUAAAGGUGCGCACCAAAAACGUGACACUUUUUCGUUAGUUCAGUUGGUUUUACCCCUCGGAUUUUUCUCAUACCGGGCGCCUUAUAUAUAAAAAAUCGAUUCUUAAGGAGUAAACUCCAAUAAACUCCAAAAAUAAUUUGAAAUAUCAAUUAGUAUCCAAAUAUAGAAACGCCAAUAAUAUAAUCUAAUCCUCAGGAAUUUUGAUAUUAGGUUUUUGGUAUAACUUUUUCUUUGAAAAAAUAUUAAAAAAUUAAAACCUUAUUUUCCCACCGAUCUUUCAAAUGUACAUUUAUUGUAGUCCUUAAAUUAUCUUGGGCCACAAUAAUAACGUAUUUUUUAUUUGUUUCAGAUAUUGCGGAAGUCGUAAAAAAGUUAUAAAGACACUGAAAUGUGAAUUAUUUAUUAUCCCUUGGUAGGUAGUGCGGAAUAAAAAUUCGCGUGUGUUUUGAGACAUCCAUCUUGUGGUGAAGUGUAAAGUUAUUACAUUAGAGACAAAUGUGCGACGACUAACGGGAAAAUGAGUUUUUUUACGUCACUGGGGCAGUAUGUGGCCGGGGUGGCUGACAGUGUGGCCGGGCUGGCGCUGUCGCCGCGCCGCGCUCCGCCACCGCGCCACCGCUCCGCUGAUGAGUCGCAGCAGCAGCCGCAGCAGUCGCCGGCUACUAUGAGAGGCUUUCCCCGCGUGCUGCCGACGGAGGGCGCCUCAGCCCUCAGCGCGCGGCGCCGCACGCUGGACUGCCUGGCCCCGGCGGCCACGCCCCGGCGCGGCGGCUCGCUGCGGGUGCCGCGCCCGCAGCAGGUGCCCGAGAAGCCUACUAUGGCCUUCUGCAAGCGACGCCUGUCGUGGCCUGAAGUUGACAACUCUGUAAACUCCGGGGUCCAAGAAACCGACGGCUCCUACUUCGAGAGCUUCACCGCUCUCUCCUGGCGACAAGAGAACCGACGGCUGGCGGCGCUGCGGCUGGUUGAGGCCCGAGCUGAGAGACCUCCCCCUGCCCCGCAGGACCUCGGUCUGCCGAGUGUCUCCGCGCAGCUGUCACACAAGGAACACGAGCACUUGUACAACGAGGUGUUAUACUGCAUCGAGAACGCAGUGGGUGCACCAGCGCCCGAUGGUCAAUUCGCUUCGUACAAGGAAGAAAUGAUCGAAUACGCGCGCCGGGCCUUCAGAGUGCCCCCCGACGUUCACAUGCGGGCGCUGAGAGCUGCCGGCAGCGAGCGACCCCCCACCGUGGUGCUGGGGUGUGCAGUCAUCGAAGCUGAUGGACUGGAAGCCAAAGAUGCUAAUGGGUUCAGCGACCCGUACUGCAUGCUGGGCAUCCAACCAGCCUCGCUGCCUGCGUCGCCGCGCGCCUCGGAGGACGAAGGCCGCAAGCACGGCUUCCGGCUCAGCUUCAAGCGGCGCGACGGGCGACAGCAACGCGACAGUCUGGGCAGGCUGCCCGCGCGCUACAUCCGCGCAACUAGCGUGCGACCGCAUACACUGUCGCCCAAGUGGAAUGAGACCUUUAAAUUCGACAUCGAUGAUAUAUCUUCGGAUGUCCUACACCUGGACAUCUGGGACCAUGAUGACGAAAGUUCAGUAUUGGAUGCGGUGUCGCGUCUCAACGAAGUCCGCGGAGUUCGAGGCUUGGGCCGGUUCUUCAAGCAAGUGUGCCAGAGCGCACGACAGGGCAGCCAAGACGACUUCCUUGGCUGUGUCAACAUCCCGUUGCGUGAGAUUCCGUCAACAGGGGUGGAAGCUUGGUACAAGCUCGAUGCUCGCUCCCAACGCUCCUCAGUCCAGGGUCGCAUUCGACUUCGGCUCUGGCUAUCAGCUCGCGAAGCCGGUCGCCAUGACGAUGACAACUGGCAGCAGGUUCGACAGCACGAACGACUCUUCGCCGUACUGCUAUCGCACGAGGUGGACAUGGCCAUGAGCGGCGCGGCCGGCGGAGCGGAGAGCGAGGGCGGGGAGUGGGAGGGAGAGUUGUGUGUCGCAGCGCAGACGAUGCUGCACCAGCACGCAGUGCAGGGAGACAUGAGCUUACUCCAGGCAGCUAUAGCAAGAUUUGCAGCUGCGUGCAAACUUAACAGCGAAGUUCCUGUGGAUCCCAAGUACAUGCAUAAGCUAUUGAUGGAGUUGGAGAAAGAGUGGAACGCCAGCGCGAGUUUGAGCGCGGGCGGGAGUGAAGCGAGCGCUGUCACUACCCGCGACGAGGAGCGAUGGCUCUCCGGCUGCUUCUGCGAAUACGUGGAACGAGCCUUGCACCAAUUACGGCUGCACAGGGAUUUGUAUCCUGUACUUCAUCAUCUAAGCCUGACCAGAUUGGAGUUCCUUCUGCGAUGCCUCAAUCAAGUGUCGCAGAUGAAAGCGUUCUGGAGGUGCUGCCCUUUUAACAAUGAAAUCAGGAGCGAGAUAGUGAGUGCACUGCGCAAAGGCACAGCGGAGUGGUACGAAGCACUGUGCGCCCAGGACACAGACUCCGAACGUGGGGAAGAUCUGGUGAAUCUCAUCACAUUGGUACAGAUUGAUCUGCAGCAAGGACUUACAUAUUAUCAUCCGCUGUUUGAGACGACUAACAACGUCCCAUAUUUCAGCGUGGUGUUCACUCAGAUAGAUAAAAUGGUAUCAGAGGAUGUGCGACAGUGUGUAGAGCUGUGGGUGGCUGAGGGGUGGUGCGGGGUCGCCGAGGAGGAGAUCUUUGAUGAGCACGGCAACGGAAUGUGUAUAGUAUCAGCGAAGACCCUCCCGUUCGAGGUGUUGGCAGCAGUGCGCGAGCUAUGCUCGGCGGCGUCUCCCUCGCCGACCUUGCAUGCCGCUCACGAUCCGCCGCCGCAGCUCGUGGAGGCUUAUCAGUGGUUCGAGCCGCUGAUCGAUCGUUGGCUGGCCGUUACCAAAACGAUGGCUUUACAACGAGUGCGGGCUUCGGUGGAAUUGGAUCGCGCCGUGGAAGGGGAGCAAAUUGUUAAGCAUAGCACUUCUUCUGUUGACACGGCCGCGUGUUUGUAUCACAUGCGGAUGGUUUGGCGAGCUAUCGGCGGUGCUGAGGAAGGCACCGUAGGCGGGGGACUGAGACUGCUAGAAGCAGCCUGCGCCACAGCCUUGCAUUACGCUGAUCUAGUGCACGGUGCUCUUGCUGACCAGGGAUACUACGAAAACCAUGGGCAGAACAAAUCGACCGAGGAGAUAUGCACGAUCGUGAACAACCUGGAGUAUGUGCGCCGCUCGCUCUGCGAGUAUGACGACGACCAUAUUGCAAACGACGAGAACGCGCGGCAGUUGGUGCGCGGUGCUCUCGGCACGCUGGACUCUAGAGCCACGCGCGCUGCCGCCCCGCUAGCGGCGCGCGCCCGACCGCCCUUGCGCAAGGCGGUCUUCCACCUCGCCUGGUCGCCCGACACGCUGCCUACACCACAGGCUAUAACCCCACUUCUGGAAUUCCUGGAUCAACAUCUGUCGUCUUUGAACACCUGGUUGUUACCGCGGGUGUUCAUCCGAGCUCUCGCUGGCUGCUGGAGUGCUGUGCUCAAGGAGGUGUCGGCGCAGGCUGAUGCUGGAGGUGCUGAGAAGCCAAGAGUGUACCACCACAGGCUCAGAGAAGCCUUGGAUCUCCUCGCUGAAUUCUUCCACGCUGAGGGAAAAGGUUUGCCGAUGACAGAAGUUCACAACGCCGAAUGGCUCCGGCUGGAACAGAGGAUGCAGUACCACCAGGCUCCGACCGAAGAGCUCUUGGAGCGGUGGCUAGCUGAUAGAUUGAUGGAGCAGACACGGACGCCUAUGCCAUCACCAUACGGGUCCAUUCUAGUUCGAGUGUACUUCAAUCACGACUCGCUGUGUGUCGAAGUACUGUCGGCAAGGGACGUGAUUCCGCUUGAUCCGAACGGCUUAAGUGACCCCUUCGUUGUGCUAGAGCUAUUGCCCAAGCGGCUCUUCCCGAAGACCCACGAGCAAAUCACAAACGUACAAAAGAAAACACUGAACCCUAUUUGGGACGAAUGCUUCGAAUUUGGCGUGUCGUUGGAAGCGUGUCGGUCGCCACAAGCUACACUGGCGAUGUCGGUGUGGGACAAGGACGUGCUGACGGCGGACGACUUCGCCGGCGAAGCAUUCAUCUCUCUCUCGCGCGUGCCCGGUGUCAACUGCCAUGCCGCGCCCGACCCGCUGCGUCCCAUCGAACUGCCACUGAUGCAGUUGCACGAUAGAAAUCACCCUAUCCUGCAGAUUUUGGAAUCGCGAACUACGGACAAACUGGCCAUCGAUUUCGUCAAGAAACAGAGAUUACGUUUCGCCGAACAGUAAUUCUAUACUAAAAACAGCUUUCUGUUUUACUUUACAUUUCUUUACUUCUAAGCACACGUCCAUUUUUAAUCUUGACAAUAUAAGAGAAAUAUAUUUAAAAGAUCUAUAUGUGAACCUACGUAUUUAUUUCGAACGAAUAUUAAAAAAAAAUAUAUACUUAUUUAAGAUGUUAGUACACAUCAGUAUUAAUGUAAAUUGUAUGUACUACAAAGACUGUGUUGUUCUUCUGAGAGAUAUUGUGGAAACUUUCAUAACUGUCUUUUACUAUGUGUAUAGCAUGCACCUUUUGAGCUUAUGUCCUUAGAUUAGACUCUAGUAGAAACUCCCGACCAAAUACUUUAAGACUUGUAAUUAUUAUUUUGUAUACAUACUUUCUCUAGCGUAGAAGCACGAAAUGCACAUUUUGUAAAUAUUUUUUUGAGUUUUGUUUCCUUUUUUCAUAAGUUUACUAAGUUUUAGGCUACUAAAAUGAUUAAUAGGUAUUUUCUCUCUCUGUACAGUUAUUUUAAAUAAUGGCCAAGGAGAAAUAUAACGGAAAAUCUUAAGUGGAAACAUAUCUCAUGCAAUAUAAGGAAUGCGUCACAUCUAGAUGACGCCUGCCUGCGGUUUUCAAUUUAUCGUCUACAGCCUGAUUGAAUGACAAUAAAUCAUAAAACAAUUAGCUCUUUUUCAAUAAAUACACACCAUAGGACGAUGUAAAACGUAAAAUUUCAAACUAUUAUUUAUCUUAGUAUUUUCAAAAGCCACUUUUUAGUUUCUUGAUGGCUCUUCCAGGUACAAUAUGACUCUUAACUUUUCUAAAAGUGCUUGUACCUACUUUAAACUGGAUUGCUAGUACUUAUAGCUUAUCGUGAC